Schistocerca cancellata (South American locust) is the source of this 2736-nucleotide messenger RNA. Its product is annotated as methionine synthase reductase-like. Gene Ontology annotation, molecular function: FMN binding; [methionine synthase] reductase (NADPH) activity; flavin adenine dinucleotide binding. The record is from RefSeq and is a predicted model, not a curated record. The transcript has 10 exons. Gene Ontology annotation, cellular component: cytosol. Gene Ontology annotation, biological process: homocysteine metabolic process. The coding region runs from base 346 to 1746 and encodes 466 amino acids. Lineage: Eukaryota; Metazoa; Arthropoda; Insecta; Orthoptera; Acrididae.
CGAUCCUUUCGUUAACGUGAAAGUAUAACACUGAAACGAGUAGUCACAGAGUAAAAUGUUUGUAAAUAAAGGCACGUGGCGUAACAUGUCAACAAUGAUUUUGAAUUGACAAUUAUUUUUUAAAUAGUUACAUUUAAAGCAAACUAUAGCCUGUUUCGUUGAUCGCGCGUGUAAUUUCGCUGCAUUAGACGGCAUUUGCUCACAUUAGUGGCUCUUGGGUGUCAUUAUCUGGACAUGUGACAACAUGUUUAUUUAAUCAUUGAGAGCAGACGAUAAUCCCACUUGUUAAUUACGCUGUGCACGAUUAGUUAUUGUAUUCUGUAUUGUUUCGUUCAUAGCCAUACCAUGACUGACAUUAAUAUCUUAAGAACUGUUAAUGACACUAUUAGCAAUGUGAAGUUGCAACUUCCAAAAGAACCACCUGAUUAUCUUGGAAUCGAAUUUCUGGAGAAUGAAAUGGAAUUGAUGAACCAGAAGAUCCAAAAUGCUUGUGAAAUGCCAUUAGCAGCGAGUCCUAUCUAUAUGUCAAGAGUAAUAGAUGCCAGAGUAUUGUCAACGGGUGAAGAUGUUAAACAGAUCAUUGAGAUGUCACUUGACAUAAAAGAAGAAAAUAUGUCUUGGCAUCCAGGGGAUACAAUAGGAGUAAUUCCACAAAAUCCAGUGCAGGAAGUAGAGGAGCUGUUGGAAUUGUUGGGUGUUAGAGACAAAGCAAAUAUCCCAGCAAAAAUAUUUGUUAGAACUGACUCUCUGGAAAGGAAUUUUGUUGUACCACCAUAUUUACCAUCAGUUUCAACACUGAAACACAUUUUCUGUACGUGUUUAGAUAUACGAAGCCUACCCAAAAAGGUCCUGCUCAGAGUGUUGGCGGGGCACGCCUCCCUGCCGGAGGAACGACUCCGGCUGGAGCAGCUGUGCAGCCGGCAGGGCACGCAUGACUAUGACGCCUGCAUUGUGGGGACGGGGGCCACCCUGGUGACACUACUACGUGCGUUUCCGUCGUGUCAGCCCCCGGUCACCCGUGUCCUCCAGCUCCUGCCGCGCCUCACUCCGAGGCCGUACUCGCUCGCCUGCUCGGAGGCCCCCCCACAUGUGGUGUUCAGUGUCAUUCCUCGCGGCCUGUGCACCAACUGGCUGAGAAGUCGACUAGAAAUAUUUUGUGACCUGAGUAAAAGGCUCUCGGCUGUGGAACUCGAAGACAGUGUGGAACAGGAUGUUCGGAUUCCAGUGUAUUUUAGGAAGGCGAGCAAUUUUCGCAUGCCUCAUUGUCAUGAGAAACCACUGAUACUUAUUGGUCCUGGAACUGGAAUUGCUCCAUUUAUUGGGUUUCUCCAACAAAGAGAAACUGAACAGUUAAAGUUUCAAAAUAAGAAACUUGGCACAAUCUGGCUAUUUUUUGGUUGUCGCUAUUCUUCACGAGAUUUUAUUUAUAGGUCAGUACUUCAGCAGUUUGUGGAGAAACAGAUCCUGUCACGCUUAUUUGUUUCGUUUUCCCGUGAAAGUGAUGAAACUAGUCCAAAAUAUGUUCAGGAUAAUGUGAGACUUUAUGGGAAAGAAUUUGUAACAAAACUGAUCGAUGAAGGUGGUUCCGUAUUCAUCUGUGGCGAUGCAAAAAAUAUGGCUAAAGAUGUUCAGGAAGCAAUUUCGUAUGUUAUCCAGAAAGAAAAAGGAAUAUCUGAAGAAGCAGCUCAAAACUGUAUAAAAGAACUGAAAAAUUCCGCAAGAUAUGUGCAAGAUGUAUGGAGAUAACUUAGAAUUCAAUUUAGACAUUCGAUCACAGACGAUACUGCAGUUCUCUCUCCGGAUGACCAGAGGUCCCUGCUGAGUAAGAGAUCUGUGCCUUAAUUACUUGUCUUGGCCACUAAGGCAACUCUAUUUGUGAGAUACACACAUAAAAUAAAAUUAAAUAUACAAAGCAGUUGUAAAUGUAAUCCUUCGUCUAUUUCUGUUUCCAAAACACACAAAUAUUUUGCUGUUAUGAAAGUUAUGGCACAAUGUAAAUAAUUUAGACAUAAAGGAGACAGCUGGCCGAAUUGUGGUAGUGCUGAGUCAUAGACUGGCACAUAAAAAGGAAUGGAAAGUAUAGAUCGCUGUUCACAGGCGCGUGCACACGUGCGUGCUGGAACUGAAAUUGAGCAGGGAGGUUGAGGUGGAGGGAGGCAGCAGGAUAUGGGCACGGGAUGCAGCACACAAUCGUGAAGGUGACUACAAUGUAGAGUGCGUGCCGGACCGGAAGAGAAGAGAAGAGCUGAUGGGUAGGGGUGUGGGUAUAGAUCUUAACCUAGGCCCAUCCUGUCCAAUCGGAGGCAGGGCCACCCAUGAAAGGAGCCGUGCUGUGUCAUAUACCAGUUCUGUGGAAAUCUCUGCACAGCAUUUCAUGCGGGCACAAUAACCAAUUCAUUUUCUGCCAGAAAGUAAGGUAACUGCAAAACUAUGGCCAAAGGCAGUGUUGUUGGAACAUGAUGCUACAUGCAACAUGCUCAGGGUCAGUGGCCGCUUUCCUUCACUAUGCAGAUUUGAGUUGGCCUUGCACUGCAUAUUUAUACUAGUGUGUACGCUUUUACUAUUUAGUAAGUCAUCUCCUUUACUCCUAAAUUAUAUAAAUAUAUGUUGUGAAAAUUACAGCCACUGACUAAAUAUCCAAUUUUCCAUUAAACACGCAUCACGUUUCCACAUCAAUUGGAUAGUAAUAUGAGGAAAAAAAAUUUGUAACAUCUUCAAAAGCCAGGAGAUGCUAAA